UCACGACUAACUUCACUCGAGUUGGUAAAAUACAAUGCUUACUAUUGGCACCGAACGAACAAAUCAGAAAAGAAUCGACGAACAAGAGGAACACAAAAAGUGAGUUUUUUCCCCAUUGUGUGUGUACAAAUCGUGAAAAAAUAUGGCCGCAAAUGGUUGAUAGAAAAUUUACAUUUUUCUCGACGAUUUGUUGAACAAACGCAUCAAAAACAUUGACUUUAAUUAGGAUCUAAGCGAAUUAGUUCCAAAUUGCGUAAAAUUGAUACCAAUUGAUGUUCUACAUUCACCACAAUCGCAGCAAUCAAUACAAUAAAAGUAAUCGUGAAGUUGGUGACAAAAAAAAAGAGAGAGAAGAAUAUACAUUUUUCUAGAAUUACCUUUACGCAUUAGAAGUGGAAGUUUUUUUUUUCUGUCUCUAGUAGUUGUAAGUGGAUUGAGUUCAUUAAAAGGAGUAAUUUAAUUGAAAAUUCAUGCGAAAAAUUGGUGGAAUUCAUCGCAGUGAGUGGAAAUUACAGAAAAAUUUUCGAAUUUUUCAUGUGAAGCAGUGAGUUUGAGCCAAAUAAAAUUAUGUCAUCAUCGUCAUCUUCGCUACAUUUUGUGGUUCAUCCAUUACCAUCGGCUAGUGAGGAUCAAUUAAACGAUAGAAUUCGUGAAGUAGCCGAUAAAAUAAAUAAAUAUGGUGCACACAGUCCACAAGCGUUGCAAUCGUUGAAAACACCCGUAAAACAAAUAGUCAUUGGACCAUCACAUUUGGGUCUACUGCUUGAAGAUGGCCGUGCAUUGCGAGUUGCAUUUACCGUUAUCGCUGAGCGUUUAGACUUGAGCAAAUCGGAGCCGAACAAAGGAACAACUGGCGGAGCUGGCUCAUCGGCUAAUAAUGCAUCGGCAAACGCAAAACCGAAUUCAUCGAGCACAUCACGUCAGUUGGCUCGUUCACGUGCCCGAAUUAUGCGAACCACAUCGGUACGCAAUAAUGGCAGUAGUAGCGGCCAAGCUGGUUCUGGCUCCAGUUCACGUGGGACAGGUGUAAUUAUUGGCAGCGGUUCGUCUGGAAGGUCAUUGGUUACAGUUCCAGCACCAUUCGUUCCGGAAGAACUGGUUUCGCAAGCCCAAGUCGUUUUGCAGGGGAAGAGCCGCAACGUCAUUAUUCGGGAACUACAGCGUACAAAUUUGGAUGUAAAUUUAGCCGUAAACAAUUUACUAUCGCGUGACGAUGAAGAGGGUGACGAUACGGAGGAGGGAAGCGAUAACUAUGCUCCAGAAGAUUUAAUUUCGUUGUUAGACAACAGUUUUCAUUCGGAUAAUAGUGUUAUUAUCGACGCAGACACUAUGUUCUCAGAUGAGAUGUUCGGUUAUUCAAGCAUUCGAAAUCGCGUUCGGAACGAUCGUAAUCAAUUGAGCAACAGCAACAACGCUGGCAGCGGCACCAAUGCGAAUAGUAAUGCAAAUAGUAGCGCAAACUUAGGCGGAACGUCCAAUGAUAAUGCAACGGGCAGUGUCCGUAGUGGAAGCGGUUCAAAUCCAGACGGUGCUGGUGGUUCGGGAAGUGGCGGAGUAGAUCGUGAUUCGUUUAGCCGUUGGCGUGAUCGGCAAUACUAUGGACCAAGGCGAUGGUUUCAGAGUUCCCGCGAGGAAACACAAUGGGAAAAAGAUAAUGAUUCAAAAAAGAAAGACUCAUCAUCUGGUUUACCUCUAUGGAUAUCUGAUGAUUUGGAGCUCUGGCCUGAACGGGAUUCGCCAGUUCGUUUCACACAUAUCGCGGCAUUACAUUCGGAAUUCAUAGCGAUUUCAACGAAAGGCGAAUUACAUCAAUGGCGUUGGUCCGAUAGCGAACCGUACAAAAACCAUGAGAAUCCUAGCAUUUUCCAUCCAAAAACCCAGUCGUUGAAUUUAAUCUACGAAAAAGUGUGUCAAAUAUCGGCUACAUCGAUCCGCUGUACCAUUGCCACGGAAAGUAAUCGCGUUGCAACUUGGAUGGACGAAUUGCUGGGCCACAGUGGUAACAAGCUAGAGCAUGUGGCCACAAGUUUUCCGGAAUUUGCAAAUGAAAAGAUCCACUCGCUGUACACUUGCACACUCUACACAGUUGUUCGAACUGAAAACAAUAGCCUCUUCUGGUGGGGUGUGCUGCCAUUCGAGCAACGCAAACGUCUGUGGGAAAAGCAUAAUCGUUCAAAGGCCAAGUCUAAGAAACCAAUUCGAUCAAGCACUAGUUCAGCCGAAUUGACUGUUGGCAGUCAGGUUUGCAUGAAAAACAGUCCAAUGUAUCAACCUGGUGCAAUUGGAUUCACCAUUUCGAAUGGUGUUCCGAAAGUGGGUCAAUUGUUAAAUUCAGCCUGGGAUUUGACCGACAUAUGCCGCUUCAAAAUCAUCACUGUAUCAUCAUCGAAUAUUGCAAGUUCGAUACCGUCGAGCAGUUUGACGUCUAGCGAUUUGAAAGAUUUGGUUGAAAAAGGUGGCAAAGCUUCAAGUAGUGGAACUACAAGUAGUGUUACAAAGACGGGUCCAAGUGGAAGCAAUAAAGAAACAGCUGAUCGUUUAGAUAUGCCUCCUCCUCCAUCGCCGGCAUCAAGCACAUGCAGUGAUACCGGAAGUGUAAAUUCGCACAAGAGAGCGAAACGUGCUGCUCCAAAAGAAGAAAGCGACCCAAAGAAGGACGAAGAGCAAUGGAUGUUGAAGGAUGUAGUGUUUGUUGAAGACACACGUGCGGUACCAGUUGGACGUAUUUUAAAAAUUGACGGCCAUUACGCAGCAGUUCGGUUUCCAACAUCAGGCUCUGAGGCAAAAGAUGACGCCGAUGCUUGGCAAGAUUGUCGUCUUAUGAAAAAGGAAGACUUGAUGCCAGUAAAAUCAGCGACCGCAUCACGUGUACCUGACUGCUUUCAAAAAACACCCCGACGCGUUUCACUAACAGCAUCAACGUCCGGUGUAAAUGAGACUGCACAACAACAAAUUUUAACCAUUUCGGUUGACACAAAGGGCAUUCACGCAAUCGUGCGAACCGGUUCGAAAUUGCAUUAUUGCUUGCACAAUUUGAAUACUGGCCGAUUGGAGCACGACAGCAGCUUUCCGACCGAUAUCAACGCCUUCUUAGGACUAUCACAGAACAAUGUGUCGCUCACAUGUGCCAAUGAAACAAACGACAGCGUUCUGAUUUUGCGCGAUGGCAACAGCACAAUCUAUCCACUGGUUAAAGAUUGUUUGGAUGCAAUCCGUGAUCCGCAUUGGUUAGACUUGCAACCAAUUAGAUGCUUAGCCGCCACAACCAUAACUUUGAACUCGGUUGGCGCGAAUAUGAAAUCACAAGUUGCCAUCUUGGCUUUGGUGCCCGAAACCCAAUUGCUUAUGCAACGUAUCUUGCGGUGCGAUUUCAAGGGAUUCAAGACAAUUGUCAGUCAAAUUGAAUCGAGCGCUGAUGCAAAAGGGCAAAUUAGCGGAAUUUUGAAUGAACGGUGCGAUGGAAAUCGUAAUAUUAUUCACGCAUGCGUUUCAAUGUGCUCGCCAACGAGCAACAAAGACAAUGAUGAUUCGAGCAGUACGAAUUUACCAGGCUCAAAUCUGGGUAGUAGUUCGGCGCUGGAUUGUAACCUAGAUACACAGUUCCCUUGCUAUCAGAUUCCAUCGGCGAGCAGCAAUCUACGGGAUAACCGAGUUAGUUUGCGUGAAAUGAUGCGUCGUGCACGAGACAUUGACUCGAUUGCUAGUAAUUCGAAUACAAAUGCUCCUUCUCAGGAUGAAUCAACGUUCCCAUCGUACUGGCCAUCCGAAUACGAACUUAACUCUGGCGAUGAAGACAGCCUAACCGGAAUGAAAAACAAAUUAACUCGUAAUGAACGUUGCCGUGAAAUGGCCUUCGUAUCAGAUCCAGCUGAACGUCGUGAAAACGCAACACUGAUCUUGGGUCAAAUUUGUGGAAGCUCUGCUUUCCAACCGUAUCUAAAACAGUUGCUAAGCGCAAAAGAUGCUCAAGGUCAAACACCGUUCAUGUUGGCCGUUUCCUCCCGUGCAUACCAAGCCGCAAAAAAUCUUCUGAAUGUGAUUCAACAAGUGGCAAAUGGUGACUCGAAUCUCCGUGAUGCAAUGAUUUUCCCUCCAGGCUCAUCACCUGACCAAUCGCCACUGUAUGUUCUGUGCUGCAAUGAUACGUGCUCAUUCACAUGGACAGGAGCCGAUCACAUCAAUCAAGAUAUUUUCGAAUGUAAGACAUGUGGCUUAACUGGAUCACUAUGCUGUUGCACAGAAUGUGCAAAGGUUUGCCACAAAGGACACGACUGUAAGCUAAAGAAAACGUCACCAACGGCUUAUUGUGAUUGCUGGGAGAAAUGCAAAUGCAAAGCUCUAGUGGCUGGUAACCAAAAGAAACGAUUCGAAUUACUGGAAAAACUGGUGGCCGAAACAGAUUUAGUACGACGUGUUAAUUCACGGAACGAACCAAUUCUACUGUUUCUCAUCCAAACGGUUGGUCGACAAACAAAUGAACAACGUCAAUACAGAUCACGUGCCCGAAAUACCACUGGAAAUCGAAAAACACCAUCGCUUGACACCGAAAACGAUAUGCCCGAUCAUGACUUAGAGCCGCCACGUUUUGCAAAGAAAGCACUCGAGCAUAUGCUUGCUGAUUGGAAUGCUGUUAAAGCCAUGAUAAUGACAGCCGCCGACCAAGAAUUAGUUUCCAACUCUGGCUCCAGCAACAAUCGACUUGAUGAAGAAGAUCGCAAUGCAUCAUUGCAAAACCAGAGUGGUACUACACUAUUGGAUAAGUUCACGCACAGUUUAUUUGUGCGCUGUAACGGCGAUCCCUUGGACACGUUGCUCAAUACAAUGAAUAGAGAGCUACAAAAUACAAGAAUACCGAAUCGAGUUGAUGAAGCUCAAAAGGUAGCAAGACGUUUCAUUCGAUCGGUAGCUCGAGUGUUCGUUGUUUUUAGUUUGGAACGAACACCAAAUCCAGAGAAGAAGACCAGUUCGUCGCAAUUGAAACACAUUCAAACGUGUCGUCGAGUUUUCCAAAUGUUGAUUAAAAUCUCCAUCGAAGAACUGAUUGAAACAGCUGACGCUCUAAUUGCACCCGUUCGAAUGGGAGUCGUUAGACCAACGGCGCCAUUUUCUUUGACCUCCUCAAGCGCAGAUAGUGCCGAUGAUUUAUUCAGCGUUGAGCCAUUGGCUCCAUCGGCAGCAAGAGAGACCGAUGGCAACCGCAUGUCAACGCUGAGAGCCGAAAUUGAUAAUGUCAGUUUGGGAGCACGUUUGAGCGAACGAUUCCGUAAUUUAGAUGACACCAUCGACAAUGAUGCUGUCAUUGACAAUGUGGCCGACGAUGGAGAUGCUUCCGAACAGGAUGACACACAUUCUGAACGUGAUCGUCACAACUCGACACGCUCGAACAAUGAUGAAGAUGCGUUACGAAAUGAUGAAGUUGUACCCGAAGGCGAGAGUGACAAUGAAUUUUUCCAUGAGGCCGAAACGGAAUCCGACUCGGAUGACAACCAAAGCACUCAAGAUGCACAGCGCAGUGUUCAAACGGGCGCCACAGCUGGCUCAGACACAGGCGUUGUAUCGCUUCUACUCAAUGAAGAUGAUUCGGAUGGAUCCAGCCAACCAGAUGACGAUGGAUCCGAAGAUGGAGAGACUGACGAACAUUCACAAGAAGAUUUUAUUUUUAACGAUGAACAAUUGGAACGCCGCACCACGAGCAGUGGAAAUCAACGUAGCAACCUGGCACCACAAUCCAUGCAAUGGGCCAUUCGAAACCGUGAUGCAACACGUUCAACUGUUCGUUUGACGAGUGGCUCUGGUUUAGUAUUCAUUGAUCCAGCUGCUUUACGACGCACCACAAACCAUCCGGUUACAGCAGCACAAGAACCAGCCACAAUGCUAACCACCGCAAGUAGCCUAGCACGUGCAUUCGGUAUCAUUUUGCGCCAGGUUUGCCAACUAUUCAACACCGUCAAUGAAAUGUAUGCGAAUGGAACGUUGCACAAUUUAAACAUCUCCUACCAAGAGGCCAAUGAGCUUCACAUGGCUUUGGAAAGUCGUUUGAAGCCUACAUGGGACUGGGUGUUGAAUGUAAUGGACGCAACAGAAGCUCAACUACGCUUCGGUGCUUCAUUGACUCAUUCAACCGAUCCAUCACAUCCAUUGCAUCCUCUACAUUUGAACUCAACUCCACCAACUACGACUACAUCAACUGCCACAUUGAGUGGACUAAAUGUCCUCGGAGGUACGUCACAAUCACGCACUCGCUUGAUUGAUUCGUCGAAUUCAGGAAGCAGAAAUAUUCUCAGUGCAAAUACAGACAAUCAACGAAACUUUGAUCGCGACAACUAUGCACAAACGUCGCGCCGUGAUUUUCUAACGUAUGCUCUGUCAUUGAUGCGUUCCCAUAGUUCGGAGCAUCGUGAUUCAUUGCCAGUUCUCGAUAUAACCGCAUUACGUCACAUUGCAUAUGUUGUUGAUGGCAUCGUUUAUUACAUGCGAUCCAGCACUGAUAACGACAAAUCGGACAGUAGCUCAUGGACGGAUGCCGAUGAAAACGAAAACGAUGAUAGCGAAUACGAGAUCCAAAUGAACUGUGAUAAUGAAUCGAUUGAUGACGAACUAUCGAAUGUGUCCGGUAGUCGACAUACAUUCUUUCAACGUUCGGAAUCGACGUUAUGUUUGGGCUGCCCACCACCGGAACCAUUUAAUUUGCCAAUGAACGAAGCCUUACCGUUAGCCGAUCAACCGCAUUUACUGCACCCGAAUGCAAGUCGUGAAGAUUUGUUUGGCAUCCCAAAACAACCGGACACACUGCGACCAAGUACCGAACCAGCUGGUUCGUUUACUCCAUUGGAAUUACCACCAACGCACCUAGGAAUAUCUUCAACAUUGAGAACUCCACAAGCAAACCAACCGAAUAGUUCAAAGGAUGACACAAGUAACUCUGAUAUAACUCUGCAAGAGGAUCAAUCAAUGUCGGUGGAUGUUGAUGAGAAGGUUGAGAAAAAGCCGGAUCAAAGUGAAUUGCUGGCGGCCAAGGCAAGCACAUCGGUCAACAGUCAAAAUGUAGCGGGUCCAAGCACAUCCAAGGAAACACCAACGCGUCAAGCACCAGAAGGAUACAAUAUCUACAUGCAACUGAAGAAAAAAACCUAUUUCGACUUUUAUGAGAAUGAAAAACGAACCGAUGGACCACAAGACUUGUCAAAGGCAGGCACAGAAUCAAAGGUUGCCAAAAUGGAAUUGGAUGGUGACAUCGAAAUGGCAGAUGCUGAAAAUGAUACGAGAAACUCAUUUGAUGCACAUCAGCAAAACAGUGAUUCGUCUUCAUCUGGCAACGCUACCAUUCGACCACAAAUCAUUGUGUCGCCACGAAAAACAUCGGCUUUUGCCAAAACGGGCAAAACUGAUGGUUCAACAAAAGAAACAUCCGGAGAAUCUUCAAAUUUUAACGAUUCAAGUUCAAAUGCUUUGAACACAUCAAAUGAAAUUGCAGGAGGAAGCAGUUUGGGCUCGCCAUCUAAAAGUGUCAUCGUUCGCGUUGGAUCGUCAGCAUCAUUGAACUUUGCAAAUGCAAACGAAGUCAUACAACAUGCGGAGACAAUGGAUAUUCAAGAGAUAUCAGCCAAUGUGACAGUUGAAACGAGUCCCGAUUUGAAUGCCACAACCCGUCAAGAAUCGAUGGCACCUCGUGGUCAAUACUUCCGAUCCGCACCACCAGUGCCAACUGUUUCAUUUGCAGUGCCAACACCACCGCCUCCACCAACAUGGGAUUUGCUGCUGAGCCGUUGGCGACUAUCACUCGAUCUAUUUGGUCGUGUUUUCAUGGAAGACGUUGGCCUUGAGCCCGGUUCAAUUGUUUAUGAAUUGCGUGGAUUCCCAGUGAAAGAAGCCAGAUUUAGACGACACAUGGAGAAACUCAGAAAUGCACAACAACGCGAUUUAACCUUACUGAAAAUGGAACGAAACCGUAGCAACCUCUUGAUUCAAACAUUCAAAGAGUUGAACACGCAUUUUAACAAUCAAAAUCGCCGUCUAUUCCCACCACUCGCCUUCAAUCGUGUCAAAGUAACAUUCAAAGAUGAACCGGGAGAGGGUUCAGGCGUUGCUCGCAGUUUUUACACAUCGAUUGCCGAAGCUUUGCUGGCCAAUGAAAAAUUGCCCAAUCUUGAAGCAGCGCAAGUUGGUUCAUCAACAACUUCAUCGAGUGGCAAGUAUUCGAUGCCAUUUGCUGUGGUUUCACGUCAUCGUAUCAGCAACAGUAAUAGCUCAUCGAAUAAUGCAAGCAAUCGAGAUCUCUCGAAUUCAUCGAGCAGUUCGGCACGACGCAUUUCGGGCAGUAAAACAUUGUGGCGACCGAAUCGUGAACCAAAACGAACACUCAAUUACGAUGCUCGCCCAUAUAGACCAUCCAAUUUGACCGAUAAUAGUGGCAAUUCAAACUCCAAUCUAAACGAUCAUCUGCCACAUAAUUUGCAACAGUUGGGCGAUCGAUUGUAUCCAAAAGUAUUCGCAUUGCAUCCGGCUAAUGCACAAAAGAUCACCGGAAUGUUACUCGAACUACCAGCACCUCAACUUCUCAUUAUUUUAGCAUCGGAAGAAACACUUAGACAAAAAGCUGAUGAAGCCAUGGAUACUAUUUUGUAUCGUCAACGACAAGAAAUUGUCGAUUCAGCAGCGGCAAAUAGCUUAGGUAAUUCAAGUGGAACAUCAUCGGCAGCAUCGGUUCCGAGUACACCAGCCAAACAACGCAUGAAUCCAGUCGUGGUAUUGGAAGAAUGUGCUAUAGAUGACUAUGCGCCUCUAUUCUACUCACCCGGAAAAUGUGGUUUCUACAGUCCUCGCGAAGGAUUCGCUAGCUAUGAACGAAUAAAUGCAUUUAGAAAUGUUGGAAGAUUGAUUGGAUUAUGUUUGUUGCAAAAUGAAUUGUUCCCACUGUUCUUGCAACGACACGUUCUGAAGUACAUCCUAGGCCGGCCAAUACGUUUCCAUGAUUUAGCAUUCUUCGAUCCGGUUGUGUACGAAAGUCUGCGGCAACUGGUGUGUGAAUCGACAAAGAGCGACGGUGUUAACAUUUUGGCGAAUUUAGAAUUAAACUUUGUAAUUACAUUGACACCUGAAGAGGGCGGCGGUUCCGUUGAGCUUGUCACAAACGGACGAAACAUUCAAGUGAACGAAGUAAAUGUUUACGACUAUGUCAGACUGUAUGCAAACUAUCGUUUAGUUAAAACACAUGAGAAAUCAUUAGAGGCUAUUCGCUCAGGUGUAUUUGAUGUGUUACCCAGUGGUGCAUUGGACUUUUUAACCGCUGAAGAUUUGCGAUUGCUUUUGAACGGUGUGGGUGACAUCAAUGUGAGCACAUUGAUUUCGUACACAACUUUCAACGAUGAAUCGAGCGAAAGUGGUGAAAAACUAAUCAAAUUCAAAAGAUGGUUGUGGAGCAUAGUCGAGAAGAUGUCCAAUUUGGAGCGACAGGAUUUGGUUUAUUUCUGGACUGGAUCACCAGCGUUGCCGGCAUCCGAAGAGGGAUUCCAACCGAUGCCAUCCGUCACGAUUCGACCGGCCGACGAUGCGCAUCUACCAACAGCCAAUACAUGUAUAUCACGGCUGUAUAUUCCAUUGUAUUCGAGUAAAGCCGUUUUACGACACAAACUUUUACUAGCCAUCAAAAACAAGAACUUUGGCUUCGUUUAGAUGAAAACUAAAGGAAAUUGGUUACAUCCAUACACAAAAAAUGUCAAACUACAAUAAUUUUAUGUAACAAAACUAAGGAAGAUUUCGUAAAACAAAACAAUUUAUAUACAGAAAAACAAAGAAGAAGUGAAAAAAAAUACGAGCAACAAAAAGAAAUAAAA
Messenger RNA from Sitodiplosis mosellana (orange wheat blossom midge), 9833 nucleotides. RefSeq names its product E3 ubiquitin-protein ligase hyd (gene hyd). Gene Ontology annotation, cellular component: nucleus. Bases 568 to 9672 code for a protein of 3034 amino acids. The transcript has 21 exons. NCBI's taxonomy places the organism in Eukaryota, Metazoa, Arthropoda, Insecta, Diptera, Cecidomyiidae. The record is from RefSeq and is a predicted model, not a curated record. Gene Ontology annotation, biological process: protein polyubiquitination; regulation of double-strand break repair; DNA damage response. Gene Ontology annotation, molecular function: ubiquitin-protein transferase activity; ubiquitin binding; RNA binding.